AUGCGAACCGAACGCGGCAAUGCAGUUGCUUCCUCGGAAGCUGGGGCAAUCUGGUUCCAACUUCUUCAAGCAAUUGGAGUGCCAUGCUCGAGUUCCGACGAUUCAGACUGGCUCUCACCGUGGAGGCUGCUGCUUCAGACGCAGUACGAACGGUUCAUCGCUCACUGGUACAGACAAACAGAAGAACCAACACGUGCUGAGGUGGAGGAAUCACUUGGUCGUCUUUGCGUAGGUGACUCGCUAGGCCUGGAUAUAUCUGCGGAGAACGGCGACGCUGAGCGGAUACCGUUGGAGUUUUUAGGCUCGGGGCACGAUACGCUGUCGCUGCAUCAGAUCCCGGUGGCGCUUGUCCAUAUGGAAAAAUUCUGUUUCGCUCUUGAAUCGGCCCUGGAAGGUGUCAACAGAGAGCCGGCGCGCACCGACGUCCAGCCGGCGAGUCAGGGUGGCGACAGCGUUCAUACGGGUGCUGAAUCCGUGGUUACGGGGCUCUAUGCUUCCUGUCCGGACGUUUCAAGUAUCAUUGGAGUGCUGUACGCAUGGAUCAGGGUCGGUAUGCAGCUGGAAGAGCAGUGUGGUGCUGCCUUAGUGCGUCGCAAGCGGGCCGUGCAAUUCAGCCAAGAGGGCGCACCUGAGAAGCGAGCAGCAUCGGAGCAAAACUUUCGCAAUGGCGACAAACAAGAGAGAGACGAGCGCUUCCGAAACCAGACUACUUGCCGUGUAACAAGUGAUAGAGCCUCCAGUUCCGACGAUUCAGCCGAGGACUCACAGGGAAAAGACCAUGAGCAAGCCAGUACCGGGCUUUCAGAUGUUUUGUUCACGCAGACACGCCUCAGGGCUGCGGUGCUUAGCAUGCUCGCUAGCCAGGCGUACUGGCGUGUACUUUCCGUCAUGCCCGAAGCUUUCGUUCCCUUCGUCUUCAAGGCCGCUGUGCACGCCCUGAGGCAAAUGACGCGCGCGCAAGGAAUCGGAGCGCUCGUCGAGGAGGUCAGCACGAAAACGCUAUCCGCGCUUGCCGCUCUCUUCGACUCCAUACCAUGGAUUCGCUAUCUGCUGCGAAUCGGUAUCCAACAAGUGUCGGUCACAGGACCACUUCAGCCUCAAGGUCACCGCGGGUCGCCGCUCGCCGAUGAUGAUUCUAACUCAGCGGGCCUCGAAGAAUCCCUGAGCGGUGCAUCAGAACUCAUCCUCCGCAGAUUGGUUGCAGUCGGGCUGAACAAGCCACGUUCCACCAAGCUGCUAUGCUCGAAGGAACAGGUUUUUCGAAGUGCUUGGAAGAAUAUGAUCAUGGUGACUGCAUUCUCAUCCGAGCAGCUCGUUCGCGGAGCACUACGUCCUGUUCUGAAUCUGUUCAUAGAGGGUCUCUCUCUCAAAGGAGCGGCGCCGGUUAUCGAUCCCAGCCCAACCGCUACCCCGGCAGCGUCCAGUAAUGCGCUCCACUCGCUUUCGACUGCGUUGUGUGAGCUUCUCCAGGCUGCCGGGAGAGAGGCCCCAGAAGAGGCGGGCACAAGCAUUACGGAACGAAUCUCAGCCGCGGUGCUUGUUCUGCUUCAGCAUUUAAGCAUCCGAGCGCCGGAGACGGCGGUUCGUCGCUCCACUCUAGCACAGUGCAUUUUAUCCUUUUUGAUCACAAUGGAAUCGACCGAUAUCUACCGCUUCUGCUCUUUCGUUCAGAAACUCACACAGCAUCCACGUGCAGCGGUUCGAUGUCUGGCUUUGGAGAUCGCUGCGAACAUCGAGGAGGAGCCGGAUGAUGACCCCGCUAAGUCUUCAGAGGACGCCGCGGUAGCCUGGGCGCUCUUCUAUCGGUCAAUUUGGGCUCGAAUACGUGAUCGUCAUGCCCUGGUCCGAGCACGGGCGCUUACUGCCACAGCUGCAGCCUUGGAUCACCUUGCCGGUGCGAAUCAGUCCAAGGCGCGAGCGCUGCUGCUCCGUGAGCGCCAACUACUCAUCAGUCGAUUGCGGGACGAAAAAGCACCCGUGCGAAAGAGUGCCCUCACGCUCGCGUUCAUAACGCUGGAGAUGCUGGCGCAGCGAAGCGAAUGGACAAGAGCUGCAGAUCGCAUCCUGGCUGCUGUGCAGGAGCGAUGUGCAGAUACACACCUCGCGGUACGACUCGCAGCUGCACAGCAGGUUACGAGACUCGCCAGUUCGGCACCGAGUGCGUUUCGAGAGCGCUUCAUCAACGCCUGGUGUGACAGCGUGUUGCAACUGGUCUACGAUCCAGAGCCGGCUGUCGUUGAAGCGUGCCUUGAAGGCUUUCUGGAGCUCCUCUUCAGCGCUCAAAACAGCGUCGCGGAUGCACCAGCGGAAACCCAGUCGCAGGUGUGCCCACUCGUUGGGAACACUGUGCUCACGAUAGCGGCUGGGAAAGGAGACCCACGAAGACCGUUCCUGUUCCUGCUGUGGCAUCGCUUAAGCCAGCGAGCGCCGCUACCAGACACCCUCUAUCAGUGGCUCUGUGAAAGUGCGCAUCCACAGGGGCAACCGGGCGCCUGGCAUCUGCUUGCUCAACUCACAUCCUAUGCGGAAACUGCGCGCCAGGCAGUGGUGCGGCAUAUUCUGGAGUCUAACCAGCGGAUUCUGAUUGAUCUCGAUCCUGACGAUCCCGUAGCCAAUGAAGUGACUCAGGUUGUGGCUCAGACGGCGCCCGCUGCCGGCCGUCUGGUCCCGCUUAUCCAGAGUGAUGCGCGCACUCUACUGUUUCAGCUCCGAGGCAAUCCUGGUCGGAUACCAGCGCUCAUCCAGUGCCUUGCACGGGUUGCCACCAACCCGCAUUGGUCCCAAGAGCUCAUUCAGGCUUGUUCCGAGUUGCUCUCCCUUGAGCCGGCGGAAUACGCCUGUUCCUCGCUGGAGGAGCGGGCGUGUGCGCUUACGGCGUGGAGUGAGGUCGUCUUGAGCGGCCUCGCUGCGCCCGACGACGAGCGCCUUCGAGUGCGCGCAGAGGCUAUUCUCGCUGAUUCCGAGCGAAGCUCUGAGAAUUUGCGCGCCUAUGCACUACUGGCCCUGGGGAAACUCUGCAUUCGGGGCGAUGACACCCUUGCCCGGCAUGGGACCAGCGUGCUCCUUCGCGAACUGGAGACCAGUGCCUCCUCGGUGUUGCGGAAUAACGCGGUGCUCAUUCUCGCGGAUAUGUGUCGUGUAUUUUCAUGGCUUGCUGAUCAGUACGCUGUGCGUAUUGCAGCUGCAAUGCGAGAUCCGUCUCCACUCGUUCGCCGUCAAACCACGAUGGUGCUUACAGGUCUCCUCGAAGAAGAAUUCGUCAAGCCGAAAAAGGACGGGCUCGUGUUCCUCUUCCUAUCCGUAACGGAAGACGAUGAUCCGAUCGUGAGCAAGCUCGCCCGCCAGUGCCUCGAGAGAGUCUUCUUUCCCCGGAAUCCUGCCGAGCGGGUGCAUCAGCUCCUCGAAUCACUCUUCUACUUCAAUGACUGUACCUGUCACCCUCGAUAUAACCAGCAUGCUGGAAUGCACCAAUCUCGGGCGGAGAGAGCGCGCUUCACUUUUCCGCAACAGGAAGCGUCACGUCAUCGAAUAUACCAGUACUUGAUAAGCAACUGCACGGAUGAGCAAGUGCUUUUGAUUGCGGAUCGUCUCGCAGCGGAGCUCAUUGGCGGUCUACUGGACGGCGAGAUGGGGCCCUUUCCCGCUAUCCUGGACGAGGAUUCGAGCGUGUACAACGUUGUUUCGGAUACGUUGAAGCUGCUCGCCAGCCGGAAUCUCGCAGGCGAGCGUUGGCACCUCGGCACGCUAGGCUCCUCGAUGCAUUCCCUGGAAUGGAUCACAGAGGCAGAAACGGAAACGGAAACGACGGCCAUGUGGCUGUUACCUGCGGCAACGAAGCAAACUGUGAGAACAACGGGAGCACUCGCCACAGCGCCAGUCGCCAUCCAAAGCACCACUGGGGCACAAGCCGGCCUGGAAGCGCCGAGAAGCGCCCAAGGGCUCGCAUCCGCUCAAGCGCGGCCGACGACUCGAGACGCAUUGCCACGUGCUGGGAACGCUUCCGAGGAAACAGCACUGCAAGUGUUCCGGGGGCAUCUGCUGCCAGUGCUCGCGAGGCAGAGUCUCGAGCAGACCAUCCUGCCGGCUCUGGUUGAACUGCGUCGACAUUUCGAACAACUGAAACAUCCCCUAGUAGGCGUCGUUAUCGAAGCGAUUCGUGAGCAAUUGCGACCUCAUCGUGCAGACUUGUGGGUGCUCCUAAGAGACGACCCCGUGUUUGCCCGCGAAAUCGCGCAUGAUCUUCAUCAAGAGACAGCGGCUUUGGAGCGACAACGUGCAUCCAGCUCCGCUAGGGUAACCCUUUCGACGCAAGUCGCCAAAGCAGGGCAUACACCGCGUGGAACACCUGGACUGCGGCCAUAUCCAGACUCCAACAGUGCCGCACGACCGCGUCGCAGAGGCAGUUUUGGACCGCCGCCGCUUCAGGAAACAAAUCAGGAUCGUAGUCCACGCACGCCAGCUGCUCAGUUGAUGACAGUCAAACUCGUUCACGAAGACAUCUUGACGAGCCGCCUUCGACGACCACGGCAGUCCGGCUCGGGGACGAAGACACCGGCCACGCACUCCGUACGCAAGUGCGUAUCAUUCACGCCCAGUCUCGUAGAGUCUAGAACCGAAGCCGAGACCGAAGUAUCGCCACCAAGAAACUCCAGAGGCACACCGUACCCGCUGCACCGCGUCACGCCGCGCAGUGCGGGAGACCCCGCUUCUGGAACUCCCCUGUCGACAACGCUUCUCGACGCGGUGGACGGUCUCUCGAUCUCGUUUGAGGUACCGAAUCAGUCGUCGGUUCCAUAUGAGAGGCUCAUUCGCCAACGUCGAUGUCGACGACACCUGGACGGUCGCUACCCAUCGCCUUUCUAA
Messenger RNA from Cyanidioschyzon merolae strain 10D, 4863 nucleotides. RefSeq names its product chromosome assembly complex Condensin II, subunit D3. Gene Ontology annotation, biological process: meiotic chromosome condensation; mitotic chromosome condensation. NCBI's taxonomy places the organism in Eukaryota, Rhodophyta, Bangiophyceae, Cyanidiales, Cyanidiaceae. Gene Ontology annotation, molecular function: histone binding. The coding region runs from base 1 to 4863 and encodes 1620 amino acids. The record is from RefSeq and is a predicted model, not a curated record. Gene Ontology annotation, cellular component: condensed chromosome, centromeric region. The transcript has a single exon.